Exophiala oligosperma is the source of this 2043-nucleotide messenger RNA. RefSeq lists its product as hypothetical. Lineage: Eukaryota; Fungi; Ascomycota; Eurotiomycetes; Chaetothyriales; Herpotrichiellaceae. The record is from RefSeq and is a predicted model, not a curated record. The coding region runs from base 337 to 1323 and encodes 328 amino acids. Gene Ontology annotation, molecular function: arginyl-tRNA--protein transferase activity. Gene Ontology annotation, biological process: protein arginylation. The transcript is spliced from 8 exons. Gene Ontology annotation, cellular component: cytoplasm.
CUCGCAGGGGUCUUGAGCCUCCGACUUUGGCCUCGAUUGGCUGCCUGUUGAACGUUGUGUUCACAUCCCACUCUGCCCAUGCUUGUUUGUUGUCUUCAUUAAUACGGAGUAUCUAAUUCGAAUUCGUCAUUCUCGGCCUUGCUCCCCAUUCAGGUGACGUCUUCCGACAUUUGCCUAGAACACAUCGAACAACGCCUCAUCCCGACCAGACUAUCCCUAACCAUCUCGCUGCAAAGUUUCUUAGGCCGAUGAGAUUGGUAGAUCUUCCACAUCCACAUUAAGGCCCAAAAAUAUCCUUGCAGUCAAGCUUUCGUUUGAAAGCAUUCUGUCGGCGUCAUGACAAACGAAAUCUCCCUAUUGAAGCCACUAGGCUACCAAAGAAAAAGCUCCUGCGGCUACUGCAAGAAUGCCACUGGAAGCUCCUCAUAUUACAUGUCAUGUGACAAUAUGCGAAUUGAUCACUAUCAGGAGUUGAUGGACAGAGGUUGGAGAAGGUCAGGCAGUCUGUACUAUAAGCCAGACCUGCUCCGAUCAUGCUGUCCACACUAUACCAUACGGCUGAAAGCGUCUGAGUGCAGGCCGAAAAAGGAUCAACGUCAGGCAAUGAAUCGAUUCAACGCAUUCGUGCUCGGACCAGAGUACAAGCGUCAGGCUGCGAGGUUGUGUCCUCAAGAUCGAGAGGAGAAGCGCAAAAAUCGAGACAAGUUCGACCUGUUAUCUGCUGUCCAUAGAGCUGAAUACAGUCUCGUACAGCGUCCACGGAACAAGAAUACUGACAAACCUAUUGAACCGGCUCACAAGUUCGAAGUGAGCCUUGAGGGCGAUAGCUGCACAAAGGAGAAGUACGAUGUAUUCCUCAAAUAUCAGUUGCAGAUUCAUAAAGACCCACCCUCGAGAUGGAAAGAAAAGGACUUCACUCGAUUUCUUUGUAGUGGCCUCGACCGCAAGGUCCUCAAAAUCGACGGUAGGACGCUGAAAUUAGGAUCUUAUCAUCAAUGCUAUCGAUUAGACGGAAAGUUAGUGGCGGUGGCAGUCCUGGACCUUCUACCUCACGCUGUCAGUUCGGUCUAUCUGUUUUAUGAUCCUGAUUACGAACAAUGGGAUUUUGGCAAGCUGAGUGCCGUCCGGGAAAUUGCAAUGAGCCUAGAAUUAGGCUAUGAGUACUAUUAUAUGGGUAUGAUUUCGGUCACACCGCCAUGCUUUGCUUAUUGUGCCUCAGGCUAUUACAUUCAUUCAUGUGCCAAAAUGCGGUAUAAGGGUAGCUUUUCUCCAAGUUACUUACUCGGUAAGCCCUCUGCAACCACGAUGAGCCAGCCCGUAUAACUUUUCAGAUCCCGAGAGCCUUGAAUGGUGCAUUCUUGAUGACCACUACCGUCAAGAACUCGAUAGAAGACCAUAUGUUUCGCUAUCGCACGAUCGGCAGACAGCUAUCGAGAACAAUUCACUCGCCGAAAAUGCACCAAGCAGAAGUUCGACUGCUGCAAGUACUAGUGAACGUUCCAAAACGACGAAAGAAAGAUCGAAAAUCUUCGACGACGAUAAAGAUCUUGAGUUUGAUGAAGUGCCAAGCGACGAAGAGGACGCAGAGAUCCCGGAAGGCUCUCUGUUCGACUACAAUAUCCCGGGGGUUCUAACCAAGGAGGAAGUGAAGCACCUUGACUUGGACCAUUGGCGACUGGUUGUGAGAAACAGUCUAGUCGAAUUGGAGGACAUCCGAGGUUGGGAAGACUGGGAGAUUGACAAACCCGACACGAUAAAGGGUAUAGCCGCAGAGUUGAUCGCUGCGACGGGACCGAAGCUGCUUGAAAAUUCAGCCCUUGUACUCUUCUAGGGUUAUGCAUGGAUGACUGCAGAGUAUGGCACUGCAUCAAUUGGUGCACCGAGCAUGAAAACAAAGAUGGGGAUUUGAACGUCGUCCAGCUUAACAGGUCUUUUUUCUUAAUGAAAAUAAACCCUGCUUGCGAUGAAUUUUUCCUCCUGCGCAGCAGACAACUGUUACAAGCAGGGAUUUUCCCAGCAUCCACAGCAUCCUGUCUUUGCCCA